Molecule: messenger RNA, 2072 nt
Organism: Amyelois transitella
Lineage: Eukaryota; Metazoa; Arthropoda; Insecta; Lepidoptera; Pyralidae
Product: golgin-45
Exons: 6
Coding region: 145-1383 (412 amino acids)
Biological process (GO): Golgi organization; Golgi to plasma membrane protein transport
Cellular component (GO): Golgi membrane
Source: RefSeq, a predicted model, not a curated record
CUAUGAAAUAUUGUUUCAUUAGGUACUACCUCCGUGGCUUUAUAUUAUUUGUAUUUAUUUUAAUAAAAUUGGGAAUAUUAGCAUCCUAAAACAAAUAAAAUUGUUAAGUAGUAUCUUAACUUUAUCAAGUAACAUUCAUUCGCGAUGGAUAAAUCAUUUUAUCCAAAAAUCAUGAGCAAAGCUAGGACCGCUGGAGAUGGCAUGGAAUCUGAAGAUGGCACAGUGGAAAAAUCUAGCCAAGUCCCGUCCACCUCAACUACUAAGACCAACUCGGCCCUUCCUCGCCUCAUACAAGUUUAUCCUACAAAUAUAAUCAAAACCGAAAGCAAAUCAUCACAUAUUCGCUCAAAGAGCCCUAAGUUUGUCCCAUAUGAACCAUAUCCUGGUGCUGUCAAACCAAUCACACCCAAACUCAUGUCUAAGGGCUCUAAAAAGUCCAAAAACAACAUGGACAUAAACACACUUAUUUGUCAAAUGUCACAAAUGAAUACAAACUUGAAUGAGUUCAAGCCUCGGCCAAAACUUUUGUCAGCAAGUGAUAAAACACAGGAAACAGAUAAACCAAAUGAAGAACAAGUUGAAAUGCAGAAAAAAAUCAAUGAACUACUUCAAGAAAAUGAAUCUUUGAAGGAGCAGUUGAAACAACAAGCACAAGUGAAUAAGGAACUGAAGACAAUGUUAGUGGCGUCAAUGGGAGAAGACCUUGAAAUACAAGUGCAAUCCCUUAAUGAGGACAAGAAACAUUUAGCAAAUGCUUUAUUAAAUUCUGCUCAACAUCUUUCUACACAUCAGGAACAAACUGAAUGGCUGGCAGGUCAAUGUGAGGUGUGGAGGAGUAAAUUUUUAGCGAGCAGUCUAAUGGUAGAAGAAUUAGCUCAAUGCAAAAAGUUGCUGACUGAAAAAACCGAUAGUCUUCAACAAGCAAUCAAACAAUUAUUUGACGAGAGGUGUCGUGCAAGGGACAUGAUGUUAUGCACAUACAAAAACUUGUACGGUCUCCACGAGAAAUGGCUAGAAAACAUAGCUAUAUCAGAAUACGUCGGCGGAGGAACCGUGUACAAGCGGACAAUAGGCAACCUCAAUUUUAAUACCACUGCACUGCAGUCCACGAACAUCUUAGAUUUGUCAUCAGUUAACUUGAAAUUGUCUGAGAAUAUAAGCAGCUCCACUGAAAAACAGGAUAUUAGUCAUCUCAAUGAUUUACCAUCAGCGACAGAUGGUGAAAAACACGCAGAAAAUGUAAUGGCAUUGCCCUUAGAAGUAAGGAAGGUGAACGAGGAACCAGUGAACGCGCUUGUUCACCACGCCUAUACUAACAGCACGACCACAGUUCGGCCAAUAGCUUCAUGCGUGCAUUGCAAAGGACGGGUUCAACUGUUGUAGAGAAGUUUAUUUAGAUAAUUGCAUAUUUGUUGAGGUUAAGUACUAAAUUAAUUUUUAAUUUGGUAAUGAAUGAAUGAGAGUAUGUUGUAAGAAAAUAUAUAUUAUAGUUAUAGUAAUAUAUAACGUUAUGUUUGACAGCAGGAUAGGAAUGAUAUGUAUGACGUAAAUGUGAAAAGACCAUAAAAUCUAUUCAUAUGACAUCUGUCGCAGAGAUAAAGUUAUAUUUGAGGAGGCAUAAAUAAGCUCAUUAAACAAAAACGUAUUAUGUAAUUGUAAUAAACUACUAUUUAAAUUAAUAUGAAAUAUAAUGUUUUUAGUUCAGCAGUCCCAUAAUAACGUUUAUGUUGAGGUUGUGUGUUAGUAAUAAGGUUAGGUAAAUUAAUUUUAAUGGUGCUUUAAUUACACAUAAUUUAUAUAUUUAAAAUUCAUUCCGUAUACCUGGAAUUGGUUAAGGUAAUAAAAAAUAAUAUUGUUGAAUUUCAAUGUUUUAUUAUAAAACAUAGUACAAACUUUUAGGCGAGUAUAUACUCUAUAUAUUUCAUUGUAAGACUGUCUACAAUUUUAUAUAAUUCAGAAUUAAAAAGUAGGCACUGUCUUUUGUCUCCGCCUUAUAAAGAUUUACACCUAAAAUGUUAUAUGAUCACAGCACUAAUUUUCAAUAUUUACAUUAUAUUUUUACAAUCUUAUUA